Melitaea cinxia (Glanville fritillary) is the source of this 606-nucleotide messenger RNA. RefSeq names its product ecdysteroid-regulated 16 kDa protein-like. The transcript has 3 exons. The record is from RefSeq and is a predicted model, not a curated record. The coding region runs from base 79 to 540 and encodes 153 amino acids. NCBI's taxonomy places the organism in Eukaryota, Metazoa, Arthropoda, Insecta, Lepidoptera, Nymphalidae. Gene Ontology annotation, molecular function: sterol binding. Gene Ontology annotation, biological process: sterol transport.
UGUUAUGCUGCAACUGUUUAAAACGACAACGUAAGCACACGCGGCGCAGUCAUCUACGGAUCACAGACAGACAUCAAUAUGUUCUUACUUAGCGUGGUUGUGUCUUUCUUUCUGGUGUUCACCGCCGCUACUAACGUCAGUCAAUGUCCAGGAAAAUCGUUUGACGGGUUAAAAGAAAAUGUUCAAUUAAUGCCAUGCAAGAAACUACCCUGUCGUCUGAAGAAGGGAACAGCCACGAAUAUUACGAUUCACUUUACUCCAGAUAGCGACAUGGAUAGCGUAAAAAAUCACGUCACUGCUGACCUGUUUGGAAUCGCUUUUCCGUUCGUCGGAGUCGACGGAUUGUCAGUUUGCGGUAAAUUUGAAACGGAAAAUGGAGAAAAGGCACCGUGUCCUCUGAAAGCGGGAAAUAAAUACAUCUACAGAGAUUCCUUCCAAGUUCUCGAAAUCUAUCCUUCGGUAAAAGUUAAAGUACACUGGGCCUUACAACACGGAGAAAAAGAUAUCAUCUGCUUCGAAGUACCCGUGAAUAUUGAAUAGAUAAUUUGUAUUUCUCUUAAAUAUCCUGGUAAAUAUCAAUAAAUUUUAGUGAACAUCAAAUGCCAA